AUGGCGGCCGCGGCUUGCGGUCCACGCUGUAGUACAGGUACAAACGCGACUAAAUCGCAUAAAGUACAGCUUAGGAAAAGUAAAGACUCGCGUCGGAGGCAAGCGGCGUUAUUGUUCUUAACCAAUAUAUCAUUAGAUGGGAAACCGGUAUAUCCUUUGAACAAUGGUAACCAGUGCCAGAGAGCCACAGAGCAGCGAAGUCAGGACGCCGGAGCGGUGGUCGGACCGUUGUCGACAACCAGCAGCUACGGAACCUUCACCCAGCUGUCAACCUCAGUUAGCGGGGGCGUUACUACUCCUUUGCCGAGGACUAACACCUUUCCACCUGUUUUGUUUUUGGCAUCUCAUGGGGUCGGGGGUAACGCCAGUGAUAGCUUGUUAGAAGGUAGCGUCAAGACAGACCCUUUGUCAUCUCAGGGAUCCCCUCUCUCCCCGACCUCUGGACCCCAGAAUCCCCUCCUGGGAGCUAGCAAAUCGCCUACCCUGACAUCAGUUCAGAGUUGUAACUUCAUGUCUCCAGACACCCGUCAAAGUAACAGUACACGAAACCCUCCAAGCUCCCCUGGGCCCAAGUCUGGCAAGAAGGUCCACUUCAUCAAGAACAUGAGGCAGUAUGAUACCCGCGGCAGCAGGAUUGUGCUGAUAUGUGCCAAGCGGUCUCUGUGUGCAGCUUUCUCUGUUCUACCGUAUGGAGAGAGCUAUGACUUCAGUGAUCCCAAGUUGGAGCCUCCGCGUCCGAGGAACAUGUCAGGGGUGGUCCCCGACACAGUGCCCGGGCUGGAGGGGGUGGAGCUGGGGGCGUUCGGCAAGACGGUGUCCUAUGCCCGCUUCCUGCUGCCCACGAACGCCCUGGUGAGACAGAAGAGUAGCGGCCCCCCUGACGCCAUAGCAACCCAGACCCCCAAGUCCUGCAGCCGGCCCAGCGUCCAGAAGGGGUUCACCCCCGCAUCACGCCUCAACAGCACAGGGCAGGACACAGGUGUGGAUGAGCUGCUGGACUACGACCCCAACCUACUGAGUGACCCCCAGUGGCCCUGUGGCAAGCACAAGAGGGUGCUCAUCUUCGCCUCAUACGUGACCACUAUAAUUGAGUAUGUGAAGCCCUCAGACCUGAAGAAGGACAUGAACGAGACCUUCAGAGAGAAAUUCCCCCACAUCAAGCUCACCCUCAGCAAGAUCAGAAGUCUGAAGCGUGAGAUGCGUGCAGUGAGCGAGGAGUGUGGUCUGCAGCCGGUCUCCGUGGCGAUGGCGUUCGUCUACUUUGAGAAGCUGGUGCUGCAGGGCCGCCUCAACAAGCACAACCGCAAACUGGUGUCAGCCGCCUGCGUCCUGCUGGCCGCCAAGAUCUCCAGCGACCUCAAGAAGCACGAAGUCAAGCAGCUCAUCGACAAACUGGAGGAGCGUUUCCGUAUCAAUCGUCGGGAGUUGAUUCCUCUGGAGUUCACAGUGCUGGUUGCCCUGGAGAUGGCUCUGUACCUGCCCGACAGUAAAGUCAUGCCCCACUACCGUCGCCUGGUGCAGCAGGUCUAGAGGUCACCGGCGGUGACGGUAGCCCUAGCGACGUUGAACUCAUGCCACACGAUUGCCAAUUGGUACAACCGAUCUACCAGAAACGGUCGUCGUAGCGACAGUAGAGUUAUGCCCCACUACCGUGGCUUGGUACAACAGGCCCAGGGAUCACCAGCGGUAACGAGUAACGGUAGUCUAACGACUAACGGUAGCAACAGCAGUCAUGUCACACACUACCCCCGUAUGCUACAGCGGGUCAAGAUCACCGCUGGCAACGGUGGCUAUGGACACUGGUAGUCGUGGCGAUGGAUCACCCAACGAGAAAACAAAACACCCGACCAUGAUUGUUCCUCUUCUGAAGUCGCAACUCUAUUGGACGUACACGAUUGUGCAGACGUUUUAAAUGGUUACUAUGGUAUCUACGGUAAUAGAUCUUCAAAAGUCACAAUCAAAAAAAAAAGUUGUAACAUGUCUUGACAUAUCGUCGUCAGUGAAUUUUACACAGUAAGACAUGUGCGCAUGAUGGCAAAUCAUUAAUCUUAAACAGCAGACUAUGUACAUGCACCAGAUGGGAUGAGAUGGGAUGAGAUGGGAUGGUUUUAUAUAUAUUUAGGAAAGGUCUCGUUUUGACGAUUUGUUUGAAUUGCACAAAAACUGCUUUUAAGACAGGUCUGUCCUGUAGGCGAAUGGAUGCCAUAGUUGUAGUGAAUUUGACUCGCUGAUCAGCGAUUGUGUGUGUGUGUGUGUGUGUGCAGGAAGCACACGGUCUACGUGGUCUCAGAUCAUGUGAGAGACUUGUGACUUAAACAGCUAGAAGACGAUUGUCUGAUCUGCUGUGACCUGCAGUAAUGUUUGGUCUGGCGCCCUUCGUGUUCACACUUGUACAUGUGUCACUAUGUUGUACUACAUGUGUAUGGUUGUGCAAUUGUGAAAUGCAUGUGUGAAGAAGUGUGGGUAUUUUAGGUGCGUGCGUGCUAGCCUCUCCUCAGGGGCGAAUGUGGCAUUCUGGUCCGUAGGCAGCCAAGCGUAUGCUCUAUGUUAGAGACGCCGUUUUAUUCGCACAUUCAUUGUGCCGGACGCUCUUCUUAUUUAACAGUAGCCCUCAUACAUUAUCGUGUCCCUUACCCCCCACCCCUUAUCGUUACACACUUUUGUAUUCACCAUGACAUUUCUCUUAGUUGCCAUUACCCCAUAUCACUCUUAUUGUUUUUAAAUAUUUUGUCCUUCUUCAAGAUCACCCUCUCAUCCCCAAUCUUUUACCGAAAGACAAAGUGUAAUACGAGAAUAGAAUGGAGGGCUUUUUGAAAUAUUUUGAAAUGUGUCUUUUUUUGUUUUUAAAUGUUUUAAGCCACAUCUAUAAGGGGUUUUUUUUACUUUUUUUUUUUACUUUUUUGACCCCCUCCUUGCUGUUGACAUAAUUUAUAUACUUAACUUUUUUACAUUAAUUAAAAAAAGAAUGGAAAAACAUCUUAUAUUUUUGCACAAGGAUAUCUUGUACCGUAGAGGGUCUCAGAAGGAAGUAACAAGUGAAACAAUCAGAACGUUCACGAUAAACUUGGUUAGAUUCAUGACUGUCACCGUUCAUAUUCUCACCAUCAGAGAAGCACCUGCGCAGCAAUGAAUUCACUUCUAGAGCUUUUGACGUCUUCUGAAUGUUUUUCCCCUGUGACUAGGCUGUGACUUUUAUUUAAAGUGUGUGUGUGUGUGUGUGUGUGUGUGUGCGCGCGUGUGUGUGUGUAUCUCCAGUGUGAACGGUUAACAUAACAGCACAGUGUUUCUCAGUGAACUCAACCUGGCCACACCUUUGUUUGAAGCACUGUCUGUCUGUCUGUGUUGUACUGGUUAUUUGUUGGAUAACCAUAUUUAAGGUUCCUCUUUAGUUUAGCUGAAAAGUGCACUGUGUAGAAUGACACAGUUUUUCUUAUUUGUUUUAGAUUCCUGAAUAUUUUAGAUGAUUAGUUAGUUCUGUGUACUGUUGCGGGUAAGUGAAUGAAGAUGAUCAUCUAUGAUUACUACGAUUGUCAGGAGCAGACCAUACGACCACUGUGUACCUUUUUUAUUUUGUUUCCAAAAAAUAUCUUGCACACAACAGCAAUCUUAGCUCCAUCCAUCCAGGUUUAUUCCUAUUUUUUCCAAGGUAUUUAUUUCUUCAGUUUGUUGUAUAUUCAUGGUACUGAGGCAUAUGUAUGAAAUGCUCGCCACCUGGUGGACACGGUCAGUAUGUCUCAUCACUUCUGAUAAAACUAUUGUCACCUGUUCUUAUGUCACAGUUGUAAUUGCUUUCUCAGGUACUUUCGUAAAAGUUGUAUUUAAGUCUAACUUAUUCUAUCUUGUGGCUGUUAUGCCCUUUGGACGUCAAGACUGUUUUGUUUUCUAGAAGGUGGAAAGAGGAUCUUGUGGAAGUGUUCUAAUGGUGUGUGUGUGUGUGUGUGUGUGUGUUUUGACUUAUCGUGUAUUUAUGCGUCUGUAUAUUUAUUGCCAAUCCGUCGUUUUCCCUCUCAAAGUGACAGCGUGUAAGUAAAACAUACACUGUGAGCAUUUUUCUGCCAUGAAAAGUGCCUAAGAAUCCAAUAUUUCAAAAAAGGCUGUCAAAAGCGUUGGCUGUCGUAAUGGUUAUUUAUGUUUACUUUAUUUCCUUCUUAUACGUACUUGCCUUCAGUUGCACCUAGUUCUGACAGUGUCGUGUUACAAUAUCGUCUUGUUGAAGAAACAUCUCUCAUUCUUGACCCAUGCAGUGUCCUGCAUUCUAGCUUGAAUGUUAUGUGUUAAGUGUGUGAAGGCGUGUUAAAAAGCUUUACUGUAUUCACAAGAUUGAAACACGAUGCUUGAAGCCUGUGGAAGUCUACCUUCGCAGGGAAUGUAACUGAACUCUUGGUUUCUUUCUGUUUGUGUGUUUACUGUGGCGUGUGUCCAAGUUUUCUACAGUAUGAAGGUCACCACACUGUAAAGACUAUUGUGGGGUUUUUAAUGGUACAAAGUGUGUGUUUACAUUGUGUUGCUGAAAAGCAUGGAGUGUGUCUGUGUGUGUAUGUGUAUGCGUAUGCGUAUGGUCCUGUUUUUGCCCCCUCAAUGUAUUUUUGAAAUCAUCUUGUUGAGUCCAAUCUGAUUGUGAGCAGUACUUUGUUGAAGUAGAACCAAUGGUUGGUGUGAAGACAUGAGUGAUUUUUUUUUUUUUUUUUUUGUAAUGUCACUCUUAUGAUUUUCAAAAAUAAAUUAUAUUUUCUGACUGUU
Engraulis encrasicolus (European anchovy) is the source of this 4740-nucleotide messenger RNA. RefSeq names its product Cdk5 and Abl enzyme substrate 2a (gene cables2a). The record is from RefSeq and is a predicted model, not a curated record. Bases 1 to 1530 code for a protein of 509 amino acids. Gene Ontology annotation, biological process: regulation of cell cycle. NCBI's taxonomy places the organism in Eukaryota, Metazoa, Chordata, Actinopteri, Clupeiformes, Engraulidae. The transcript is spliced from 9 exons.